Zychaea mexicana is the source of this 1022-nucleotide messenger RNA. RefSeq lists its product as uncharacterized. The transcript is spliced from 2 exons. Bases 60 to 1022 code for a protein of 320 amino acids. Lineage: Eukaryota; Fungi; Mucoromycota; Mucoromycetes; Mucorales; Lichtheimiaceae. The record is from RefSeq and is a predicted model, not a curated record.
ACACAGUAGCGAACGUAGGAUAUUGCGCAAUUUCGUACUCCUGGAACUGGUCUGGCGACAUGGUGAUAAGCAAGGAUCGUAGUGGUAGCAAGAUGGUACGACAUGACCAAGAGAAGCACAAGAUUAUUUAUCCGGCCAGGACCAUACGACGGAAUCCAAGAGGCAGGAAACAUAUCCCUCGUCAAACCAAAUUUGUAAAGUUUGAAGCGAUCGUCCAACAGAUAUGCAAGGAUUUUGGAAUCAAGUACAUCUGGUUCGACCAAAUGUGCAUAAACCAAAACGACAAAGAAGAGAAGUUACGCGAAAUACGGCAGAUGCAUCGAAUUUACAAGCAUGCCUACUGCACUGUCGUCCUGGUUCCGGAACUUCACGUCGAGUCCGCAAAAGCAAAGUUCAGCAUGAUUCUGAAACAUUGGCGUUAUAUCACUGAUCUGGAUGCCCUGUAUACUUCUGAGUGGAUCACACGAUUAUGGACUUUAGAGGAAGCAUUAAUGUCGCCAAGAAUGCUUUUUGUUGGACGAAACGUGCACAUGUGGUGGUUCACAGUUCCAAAGGACAAUUUAGACUUGAAGCUAUUCUGUCAAGAAACGAAACGAUUACGGGAUAACAGACAACAGCACCAUCUUCAACGACGCGAUUACGAUGUCAGCACAGUUUUGUACCAUGCCCAUUUGCGCAUUAGUACCAAGGAACACGACCGAGCGUUUGCGCUUGCCAAUUUAUUUCCUCACAUUUUAGACCGUAUCGAUAUCAACUACGACCAACCUGUACUCGAUCUGUUGAUAGACUUGUACGGCCAUUUGGCGAACAUGGAUAUCUCUAUUCUCCGUUUCGGCAAACGCAGCGCCAGUUACAUGUUGCCUACAGAUGCAGACAACAAUGAAUCCCGCGACAAGAAACAACAUUACGAUAUUCCUAUACAAAAGCAUGACCUUCCUUCAUGGACUGGGGCAGCCGGGCAACAUAAGCCACGAGAACAAGCUACGAAUGCUAUCCCACUUUAUGCCGGUGAGCAAAAAUGA